AUGUGUGAAGAGUUUAGGGAACUCAUGACAUCAGAGUUUGAGAUGAGCGCCGUGGGUGAACUUCAGUGCUUUCUUGGUCUCCAAGUUAAGCAAUUGCAAAAUGGUAUAUUCAUUCAUCAAUGCAAAUAUGUCAAAGAACUGUUAACAAAAAUUGAUAUGAAUUAUUGUAAACCAUGUAAUACACCCAUGGCAACCACAAAGCAGGUCACUGUUGAUGAUAAAGAUGACUUGGUUGAUCAAACACUUUACAGAAGCAUGAUUCGGUCUUUAUUGUACCUAACUUCAUCAAGGCCAAAUAUCAAGUUUGCAACAUGUGUCUGUGCAAGAUCCCAGUCAGCACCUAGAAAGUCCAACCUUAUAGCUGUGAAAAGUAUAUUCAGAUACAUAAAAGGUGCUCCCAUACUUGGUAUCUGGUACCCUGCUAAUAGGAAUAUUGAGCUUUCAGAUUAUUCAGACAGUGAUUUUACUGGUUGUCAUACCACAAGGAAGUCCACUUCAGGAGGGUGCCAGUUUCUAGGAAAUUGCUUGGUUUCUUGGCAAAGCAAAAAGCAAGCAACGGUUUCAACAUCAACGGUAGAGGCUGAAUAUAUUGCUGCUACUAGCUGUAUAACCCAAUUCCUAUGGCUUCAAAAUCAGUUGCUGGAUUUUGGUGUGACUUCUCUAAAGACUCCUCUUAUGUUGGAUAGUCAAGCAUCUGAAAACAUCAUUAAAAAUCCAGUUUCUCAUUCAACAACAAAGCACAUUGACAUCAAACAUCACUUUUUGUGA
This is a messenger RNA of Helianthus annuus (common sunflower), 768 nucleotides long. RefSeq lists its product as uncharacterized. The coding region runs from base 1 to 768 and encodes 255 amino acids. The transcript has a single exon. The record is from RefSeq and is a predicted model, not a curated record. Lineage: Eukaryota; Viridiplantae; Streptophyta; Magnoliopsida; Asterales; Asteraceae.